This is a messenger RNA of Trichophyton verrucosum HKI 0517, 1089 nucleotides long. RefSeq lists its product as uncharacterized. The transcript is spliced from 3 exons. The record is from RefSeq and is a predicted model, not a curated record. Bases 1 to 1089 code for a protein of 362 amino acids. Lineage: Eukaryota; Fungi; Ascomycota; Eurotiomycetes; Onygenales; Arthrodermataceae.
AUGGCCAUAAAUAAAAGCUUCUGCCCUGGGAAUAUCCCUAUUGCCAUUCAAAGGUUUCGAAAUGACGAUGAGCUUGCUCAGUUCAGGUCCAAUACUCUUACACAACCGCUAUCCGGUGGUCACUGUCAAGUCUACAGGCUCGGAUUCUUUGACGAUGUUGACUGGGCUGUUCGGAUACCUAUACACCUAAGCUCCUGCUCCGAGGAGGAAGUCGUCUCCGUCCUUAUGACAGAAAUUGAAACCCUUAAGAACCUCGAGGAUUGCCAGUUUCCAUGGUCACCGAGAGUAAUAGGCUAUGACAUGACAUUUGACAACGCUAUUGGAUUCCCAUUUCUCGUUUUAACCUGGAUUCCAGGUGAGCCUCUAAGUUGGACAGCGACAACCCCGAGGAAGAGAAUGGAUCGCGAGAGGGUUGUCGACCAGAUUGCGAAGAUCAUGUUAUCUCUCAUAUCAUGUACACGCAAAGAUGGUGUCUCGGCAUUGGAGUACUUCACGGAUAAGAUCGACCAGAAAGUCAUUCGAAUAUGUCAAGGCCGCCUUCCCGAACUUGAAAUCAACCAUUGCCUCCUUCUGAAAUGCGUACUCCCAGAGAUCCUGCACCCGGAACUAGAUAAUGCCCCGUCAUUCAUCGAUCAUGGCGACCUUUCGGCUGGAAAUAUUAUAGUGGACUCGGAGUACAACGUCAAAGGCAUCAUAGACUGGGGCUUCGCUAAUUAUCAACCUUUUCAGCUUGCUGCUAGUCUCCCUAGAUUUCUAGCAGUAGAACAUCCUCCUGGCCUUGAGCUAUAUUUAAUGCUACAGAAAGACCGAGCGAACUUUCUUAAGGCAUUGCGGCGGGAAUUGCCGAACUCUUCAGUUAUCGUGUCCCUGCUACUGAAGAUGUACUCGGCGCCAGACGUCGAUUACAGAAGGCUUAUUCUUGAAGCAAUUGUCAGUAAAGGUCGGCACAAAUGGUUUGCAGACAGACCUUCGCUAUAUUCGGAUACUCCGGUAGACCUGAAGUGGGAAGUGUCUGAAUUUUUUGCGAGACAGGGCGGCCAAAAGAGUGGGCUCCAUGCCACUGCCUUGAUGGAACGUUUGGAAAGUUGA